Messenger RNA from Cervus elaphus (red deer), 3378 nucleotides. RefSeq lists its product as uncharacterized. Bases 274 to 1344 code for a protein of 356 amino acids. The record is from RefSeq and is a predicted model, not a curated record. The transcript is spliced from 7 exons. NCBI's taxonomy places the organism in Eukaryota, Metazoa, Chordata, Mammalia, Artiodactyla, Cervidae.
UAGUCCUCACAGUACUUCCAAGAGUAGAGGAAAAAUAUGAGACUUGCUCUCCUCAUCACCCUGAAAGUAACCAGAGGGUGAGUUGCCUGGAUUUUGACUCCUUACAGAAGUUUCUGACCAAAGGAUUCAUCCGCCACUAACUACAUGGGGUUGGAGGGAAUAAAGCAGUAUUGGAUAUUCUCUUGUCUGAGAUGCAGCAGAGCAGUUUCUGGAAGCACAGAGUGAACUCAGAUGUUUCUUCUGUAGCCUCACAGGCUGAGCAGGCAGCCUGUGAUGGGGCCCUGCUCAGAAGACCCCCACCUCUGCGGGCCCUCCAGGCUCCUGGGAUUCACCAGCUUCCUCCUCAGUGUCUGCAGCACUGGAGUCAAGAGUUCUGGAGCACAUGGUUCUGGAGUUCAGGAUUCUGGAGCCCAUGUUUCCCUGCAGGGGAUUCAAGGAGGUUCUGUGUUUUUUCAUCUGACCAAGAAUCAAGAAGCUGACCCAGAGGAGGUCUCAUGGGGCUUUGGCCCUGAGUCAAACUACAGAGUCCUGCUGCGAGUCAGCCAUGGGGCAGACACCCCAACCUGGGUCAGCCUCCAGGACAAGUACCAGCACAGGGUCCAUGUGCCCAGUGUGACAUCCCUGAGGAUUGAGAACCUGACCCGAGAGGACAGUGGGGAGUACCGGGCUCGAGUUAGCUUCACUGGAGGAAGAGAACUUACCCAGGUUUUCCUCCUCACUGUCUACGGAACUGUACCCCUUCCUGAGAUCGAAGUCAAGUCAGCAUCCAUCACACCAGGCUGGUGCAAUGUCACUCUGGAGUGCAGAGCCCCAGGGGCUACAGAGGACCUGAAGGUGACCUGGGAGAUCAAGGGCCUUCCCAGGGAGCUGGAGCAGAGAGUGACAUCAGAACUACCCUCCAACUCCUGGCACCUGACUCUGAACCUGCCUCUGAGCCAGCCCGCUGCCAGCUUGACCUGUGUGGUCAGCAACCAGGUGGACCAGAAAACUGCCACCUUAGACCUCGGGAAAGUCUGUGUCUCUGAUUCACCUAGAAACAGCAGUGCUAAGACCCUGCCAGGCAUCAUAGGGGCUGUUGUGAUUAUGCUGUUGAUCCUCAUAAUUGGACUGUUCCUUUGGAAGACCUAUAAGAAGAAGAGGAAGAUGAAGACUGGAAGAGGUGUAGAAUUUCAGGGUGACCCUGGGGACAAUGAUGGUGGCAUCCAGUAUGCAGAGCUGAGCCGGCAGGGGUCUGGAGAGGUCACACACAAGGGUGUUGGUAAACAACAUUUAGAAGAAAAGGAGACUAGUACUGUCUACAGUGAGGUCUACAAGCCAGAAAGGGAGACCAUGAAGAUAACUUAAUUGGAGAAAUCAGAAGAAUCAGAACUACUAGGACACCUCCACUCAGAGCUUGAUUCCUGCAGACACCUGCCUCUCCCAGCUCUGGUCCAGCUCCAGCUGCCCCUGUGACCCUCCCGCCUUCAAGUGCCUGCGCACAUGUGGCCUUCUCACAACCUCUGUCAACUUCCCCAGCUGUCUUCCCACUCAAGAUCCUCACCCUGCAGGACGAGAGCUCUUCCAUCAUCGACCCAGCACCUAGCCCCUCUUUUCCUGAAACUUCCCAAAGAGGACCUUCCUGCACAUCAUAAUCCCCACAGCCUCUGCUGUGUGACUGAUGUGUAUCUUUCUGAGCAUUCAAGCCCAGGUGUGGAGACAGUGUAAAGAUGUUGACCAGACUACAGAGGACAAGGUUAGGCUUUGGUGCUGGGUGCUGAGUUGGGCGUCUGUGGAGGCAGCAUGGGUAGGUGGGAGCUCAUAAAGAACUGGCUUGAGGUUUCCUUUGCCCCUUAUGUCGGGCAAAAGUUGUAUGUCAGGCAGUGUGUUUGUGUGUAUGUCUAUUUGUUGGUAUGUGUGCUGGGGAGGAUAGCCUGUGUACAUUAUACAGUGGUCCAGCCCUUGUUCCUGAUCACUAGUACUAACUAACCUCAGCUUCAGCUCGUGGACCUCAAAUCCACCUCCUGUGGAGUGGGUAGAGGAAUUUGUAUUGUUUCUGGCCCUUCAAAACCUUCUGUGUCUCAGAAGGACCCAUGUUGAGAUUUGUAUUCUUAGGAAAGCAUUUUCAGGGCAUUCCUGUCUGGGGUGGGGGUCAUUAGAAUGGAACUGAAGUGUGCUACCCCCCCAACACACACACACUCUAAUGAAGCUGCUGUGAGAAGUAAAGCUUGUGGGAAGGUGUGAACCAGCCCUCUCCUGCCUCUCCUACUGACCCUCAUCUCCCACAACCUGCUGGCCUCAGAUCCUAGUCAGGCUACUGUUUGCUCACUCACAUGCUUCUGCCUGAAAUGAUUGCUCCCUCCCUGCCCCUUACUCUUGUCCCUGCCUGUUGGAAUUCUAGCAUUCCACCCAAUCCUAGACCCCUUUCCAGCUCAUAUGGUCUACAUGUACCCAAAGAUUUGGAAAUGGUCUCUCCCACAUCUAACUUUUUUGGACACAGGUGACAUAACCAAUUUGGCUGCCAUAGUUUGAUUGGGUUGGUCAUCAGUUUUCCCUGCCUGCAUCACCUGGAGCUUCCUCGGGAGGGUGUCAUGGCUUUAGGAGGCCAGUGCCAAAGAGACAAGCACCUCUCUUUGUGAAUUGUCUGAGCUAUUCUUCCUCUCAACUCCAACAAGAACUCAGCAGAUUGAUCUCAAAGCACAGCAUCUACCGAAGGUGUUUCUGGUAGUAAGUCCACAAGGAAGCAAAGAUGGACGUGAUGAGCCCCAACAAUCUUGCCUGAUUCCCCAUCCUACCUCCACCCUCACAUUGCUUGAGGACCUGAUGUCACCUGCACUGAUUGUGUGGGAUCUUCUCCUCUUCCUGGGGAUCUUCCUCUCCUCAGCCUCUGUCUCCAGCCUUCAGUCCCAGCUCUUGAGUUGGAGAUGAACUCACUCUGGUACUAUGAUCUGUGUCCUUUUGUCUGUUGGCCUGCAUUCUUGAAUCUCUUGGUUUCCCACCCAGUUCAGCAAUCUCAGCUUUUUCAGUUCUGACCUCAGAAAGAAAAGUUCUGAACUAAAAUCUUGAGCAAUAAGAAGCAAUGCUAAGAUCCUGCUGGAUAAGGGAGAAGCAGAGUUUCCUUAAUAAAGCCAUUUCUAGCCGGUUUAUUGUCAGGCUGGACAGAGAAGGCUGAGAGGGAAGAAGAUGACCUCUUUCACUGGAAUCCUAGGUGACCGGUCAUGGCUGAUAUCAGUGCUAUCAGUCCAGAGGCAGUGUGACAUGUGACCACCCACUGACCCCCUCCCACCCACCUUGAUUCCCAAAGCAUAAGACAAAAAAGAAAAAAAGAAGGGAACUCAACAUUCCAAGCCUAUGUUGAACUAGCUUUUGUUCCAUGAAUUUUAUAAGUAUUAUUUCUUCUUA